AUGUCAGAAACACUACUACAGAGUGUGACGACGCAGCAUGCCGUCGCACCUUCACCUGCGCCGGCGGAACCCAACCCAGAGCCGGAACAUCCUACACUCACUACGAAGACACCAGCUGACCCUCCUGAUGUGCGCCAAUGGCCGCAAGCCUACUCGAAGUGUCCUGUUUUUCGCGUUCCUUACAAAGCCGCAGCAGACCAACCAGUAGAAGCUCUGCAAAUCGAGUUUCGUAAUCGCCAAUUCACCAUUCGCUACGUAGAGCAUUACCUGCACAUCCGCGUUCAUGGACUGUGGCGCAUCUGCGUCCCACAAUUCCCUGAGUUCCUUACUCACGUUCUGCAUUCACAUCACGACCAUGUCACAGCCGGCCAUCUAGGCCAGAAGAAGACCUUUGCGGCUCUCAGCAAGCACUACUACUGGCCAGGAAUGCUCGCCUACACUACUGCUUAUGUUGAGUCAUGCACUCACUGUCGAGCCUCAAAGUCUCUUAACCAGAAGCCUCCAGGCCUUUUUCAACAGUUGCUCAUCCCUUCUCGUCGAUGGGCGCACGUGAGUCUCGACUUUAUCACAGAUCUUCCCCUUACAACGACAGGGCACGACUCGAUCCUUGUCAUGGUCGACUCCCUCAGCAAGAUGGCUCAUUUCGUUCCUGCAAAGAAAUCAUUCACAGCAGCAGACACCGUGGAGCUUCUCGCAGACCGUCUUAUCCGCUAUCACGGUUUUCCAGAGGUGCUCAUAUCGAACAGCGACGCCCGCUUCCAGGCGGAUCUUUGA
Messenger RNA from Eimeria necatrix, 774 nucleotides. RefSeq names its product Similar to Transposon MAGGYgagandpolgenehomologues, related. Gene Ontology annotation, biological process: DNA integration. Gene Ontology annotation, molecular function: nucleic acid binding. Bases 1 to 774 code for a protein of 257 amino acids. The transcript is spliced from 2 exons. The record is from RefSeq and is a predicted model, not a curated record. NCBI's taxonomy places the organism in Eukaryota, Apicomplexa, Conoidasida, Eucoccidiorida, Eimeriidae.